Molecule: messenger RNA, 1362 nt
Organism: Penicillium subrubescens
Lineage: Eukaryota; Fungi; Ascomycota; Eurotiomycetes; Eurotiales; Aspergillaceae
Exons: 1
Coding region: 1-1362 (453 amino acids)
Molecular function (GO): protein binding
Source: RefSeq, a predicted model, not a curated record
AUGCAUAAGCUGUCCAUGUCAACACUGAUUAGGAAACUUCAUCUCCCAGCCUCCAAACCUGGAGAGUAUACGAAUCCCAAGAAGAACCUGCCCGCGAAUUGUGCUAUAAUCGGCAUGGAGACGCCAUUACACGAACUAUCACUCCUGUCAGCAGCUUCUACCGGCGACGACACGGUGGUAAGCCUGCUCCUUGACGCAGGUGCCAAUAUCAACGAGAAAGAUAUUACAUCAGGGAAAACACCACUGGCAUUAGCCGUCGAGCGAGGCCACAAAUCCACCAUAGCACUAUUACUGGAUAGCGGCGCCAACCUCGAAUGCAAAGAUUAUCUCAGUCGUGCGCCGCUCUUUUACGCCAGACAGCCAAAUAUCGCUGAGCUUUUACUCGAUGAAGGUGCAGAUGUUGAUCCUCGAGAUAUGAACGGCCGAACACCUCUAUCAGUAGCAGCAGAAUUCGGGGAUGAAGAAAUAGCCAGACUCCUCCUAGAUCAUGGUGCCAACCCUACCAGCAAGGACCUGUUGAAUUGGACACCUCUAACAUGGGCCUUCGAACAAAACCAAACCCAUCUAGUCAAACUACUCCUUCAAAACGGCGCCGAUCCCGAACAACAAGAUACUUUCGGCCGAACACUAUUACUAGUAGCAGCCGAGACAAAACGAGAAUCAAUGGCCGACGUCCUCAUCACCCAAGGCUGCAAUCUAGAAGUUCACGACCACGAAAACCGAACCCCGCUCCUCUGGGCCGCACACAAUGAACACGAAGAAACGGCCAACCUCCUAAUCCGCAAGCAUGCCAACCUCGAAGCGCGCGAUGAAAACGGCCGAACAGCAUUAUUACUAGCCGCCGAAGCUCGACACGUCACCAUGGCACAGGUCCUAGUUAUAUCCGGUGCUAUACUCGACGUCCAAGAUGAAUAUGGACGAACACCAUUAUUAUGGAGUGUCCAGUACGGCGAAGAGGGGCUGAUAAGAUUAUUACUUGAAAAGGGUGCUUGUUUAGAGGUUGAAGAUGGGAAGUACGGGCGUACGGCGCUUUCUUGGGCUGCGAGGAGAAAUGAUGUUGCUGUUGUGAGGGUUUUACUUGAUUUUGGUGCUGAUAUUGAGGCGGAGGAUUAUAGUGGUCAGACUGCCUUGUCGGUGGCUGCGAGGGCGGGGAAUGGGGAUGUUGUUAGGCUUUUGUUGGAGAGAGGUGCUUGUGUGGAGGGGGAGGAUUGUUAUGGGAGGACUGCGGCGCAGUGGGCUUCUAGGGGUGGUUAUUCGGGGAUUACGAGACUUCUUGGUGGGUUAGGUGUUGGUAGGGAUAGGGAUGAUAGGUUGGAGAUGGGUGGGAUAGCUAGUAGGACGGUGGUAGCUGGUAAUUCGUAA